AUGACGCAUCAAAAUCACCAAACAAACGGUGCUAGUCUCGAGGAUUGCCACACAAACUUCUUUGCCUUGACUGAGCUGCACGGCAUAAAAUGGCGUAAGCUGGUAUGGGGCGAGACGAGCGGCGGCGGCGAGGGCGAGGACGGCUCGGCGCCUCUCGCGGACCCGGUGAUCAGCAGCUACGCGCGCUGCCUCGCCGGGGACAUCCUGUGCGUGUGGCGCCGGGUGCCCGCCGUGCAGCCGCUCGACCUCGACAUGAGCGUGCCCGCGCCGCCGCCCCUCUCGCUGCGCGCCUCCAAGGAGCUCUGGAUCUUCUGGUACGGCGAGGAGCCCGACCUCACCGGGCUCGUUGCGUCGGAGCUCUUAGACAGCCAGGGUGAUCAAGGUUCCUGGGAGAGCGGGCUGUCGUACGAGUGCCGUUCUCUGCUCUUCAAAGCGCUGCAUAAUCUCAUUGAAAGAUGCUUGCUGUCGCGGGACUUUGUGAGACUCGGAAAGUGGUUUGUGCAACCGUACGACGGAGACGAAGAGGAUGUCGGAAAAAGCCCGUGGCACCUGUCUUUCUCGUUCGCGUUCUUCCUGCACGGGGAAAGUACUGUCUGCGCAUCUGUGGAUGUCAGACAGCAUCCCCCGGUGCGUACCCUCACCGCAAAACGACUGGCCCGUCUCAACGCACCGCCUGCGCACUCACCACCUGAUAACAAAGUGAUCCUGGCACCUUUUGGACUCGAAGGUCGUGUAACGGGUCGUGAAUGGAGUGAUUCAGACCCGGCCACCUCUCGGCUUCUGGAUGCGUGGAGGCAGCUCUAUCCCCUAGAGCAGGCAACUGGAGCUGUUGAAGUGGAGUGUGGUGGUGUGCGCAUGCGUUACCCCGUGCCGUACGUGCUCGUCACAGAGAUGGAGACAAGCCGCGGAGAGGCGCCACCAGCGCACUCGCUCGCUGCUCGUACGCUACGCUCUCUUACUACACCUGCUGCUCACCAGACUCCAGAGACGUGCUUCGCGGAGACCGCGGGCGAACCCAACGAGGACUUCGUGGACCCUACUCGCAAGACGACAUGCGCGUGCGCCAAGUGGCGGCGCCGCCGCGGCCCUCGCCCGCUGCCCUUCCACCGCCGCGCGCCGCGCCAAUCGCGCGCCCAUCUCGCCUCACACGCCCGCGCCAAAGCUGACAGACCCGCCCGGGACGGCCCGCCCGCACAAGCGAACAACUGCAGUAGCGGUAACGGACGCGGUACGUGCUCGCCGGCCAGUUGUGGUGGGGCUUCACCAGCGGCGCCGGGCUCCGCCCCCUCACCUCAUCACACCACAAUACCUUCACAUCAGGGACCGAACGUACCGACAACGUUACAUACGCCGGCGCCUACGCCCGACCCGCUGGCCCCGCCCACGCCAGCUCCGCCUUCCCACCACAACCACAAGCUCUUUACGCAGGGCGACUCACCACCGGCGGGCGGUGCGCUCGGCAGCACGGCGGGUACGUGCCAGUCUCCGGCGGGCGGCGUUGGCGGGACGGGUGCAGCGGCUAAUGGCGUGAAUGGGUCUGCUGCCCUUCUACCCCGUCGGCCUUUACUACCCGCUGCAGAGAAACGUCUGGACCCUCUAGAGGACGAGCACUCAUUGCAUAUGUUAUACGACUAUACCACCGUGCAUGCUUGGUUGGAACAUCCUGUGAAGCGGUUUAAAAGCGACGAGAACACGUUUCGUGAGGAGUUGGCCCUGGGGACGAGCGGUGGAGACCUUUAUGUUGGACAGGAAUACACGCGCCCUCCAGACUACGUGCACACGGACAGAGUGGAAAUCAAACAGGAGAAAGUUGAACAGGAGGAUGUAAAAGACUACAAGAACCUAUUUAGGCUUGACGGCCUAUGUCCGACGUACAAAGACCUGGAGCAGAUCUUCGACAAUUCAGACGAUGCCGCCAGUGGCGACGAGACGGUAAGACUUUUACAAGUGCAAACACCCCCGGACUCCAACAAGUCGUCGGACGUGCGAUGUGUGCGCGCAGAGGAGCUGAGCAAGAUGUUUCCCACUCCCCCGAGUAUGGAAGCACACGCGCAGCCCUCUCCCGGCUUUUGCUCAGAUGAACCGAUGACUAGUGGACCGCUCACCAGGCACGGAAGCCCGCCGCGAGAUCCAAUCGAAGAUUGGUCGUACGUGUUUAAACCGGCGACGGUUUACAAGUAUGUCGGGUCGUCAAAGUACGCCCCGCUCAGUACGCUGCCCAGUCAGCUGCUCCCGCCAGUAGUGCUGCCACCGCACGCCGUGUACCGACCUAGAUGGCAACAGGAUCGAGACUCCACGGAGCACGAACCUGCGCACGCGCAUUGCACUACGGAAGCAGGUGCAACGAGUACAAACAAUACGACGACCAAUACCGGUGGCGUGAAACGUUCCCUCUCGGCGAGUAAUGAUCGAACAAGCGGUGCACGCGCCACUGUCGCUCCCUCCCCCCGGCGCGCUGUUCCCCCUCCCGCCUCACCCUCUUCACCUCGCACACCCGCGCCUGCUUGCCCGCUGCUGCUUAACGUGCUACUAGCGGACACAGUUCUUAACGUCUUCAGAGAUCACAACUUUGACAGUUGCACGCUCUGCGUGUGUAAUGCUAGUGGAAGGAGUGUUGGUAACAUACGUGGCGCGGACGCGUCUACAUACCUACCGGGAGUGGAAUGGGGCGGCGCUGAAGACGAGCCGGCUCGCUGUUCUUGUGGUUUUAGUGCUGUCGUCAAUCGGCGCCUAGCGCAUCGUGCCGGUCUCUUUUACGAGGAUGAGCUUGAGAUAACGGGAGUGGCAGAGGAGCCUCGAAGACGGAAUGAUUCAGGUGGACGCAGUGGAUUAAGCGAAGUGGCUAGCGUGCUGGUCGCGCACUGUGCUGCUCCGAACGCCGGCAGCGCUUCGGCGCUCGCUCGAGCCGCGCGAAGGGCCGCCGCUAAGCAUGCACCAAGGCAUACGGAUAGACGGCUAAACCUCCUUGAAUACUCAGACGGCGGUGCGGCGGCGAUGAGUGCCUUGCGCGCGGCUGCCGGUGGAGCUCUCUCUGUGACUGCCACCAAAAGCAAAAAUGGUCUCACUACGGGCGCCGUGCAUCGUUGGCCCUUCAUCGGUGCGCGGGCGCCGCGAUCAUCUAGGGAUGUUGUUAGAUUAAUGCGCCGCCUCCGACCAUUAUUGCAAGACGCGAUACAGAAACGAUGCGCGGGCGCCCGCAUGUGGGACGGCGUCACCGGCCCGCUAACGUGGCGACAAUUCCACUUACUAGCUGGCCGGGGCAACGAAGACCGGUGCGAGCCGCAACCCGUGCCACCACUCCUCGUAGGGCACGAUAGGGACUGGGUGUCACUUUCGCCGUACGCGCUACGGCAUUGGGACCGUCUAUCCCUAGAACCGUACUCCUAUGGCCGUGACGUCGCCUAUGUCGUGUUGGCGGCAGACGGUGACGCACUAUCCGAACCAGUGCGGACGUUCUUCAAGGAGCUGUCUGCAGCGUACGAGGCGGCCAGGCUCGGAAGACAUCAACCGAUAUCGAGGAUAGCGAGAGAUGGUAUCGUGAGGACGGCGCCGGCGGAUAUCGAUAGGGAUACGAGCUGCGAAGAAUGGACGGGCGAGUUACCACCGGGGCGGUUAGGCGAGUAUGUGCGGGCGUACGCUGAAACGAUGCGUGCAAACCUCGUGCCACAACUGGCUGCUCUCAACGUUGAUAAGACUUUAUUUGAAUCUAGCAACACUACAAGUGCAAUGCGACCACCUGCAGCUCCCGAUCGACCAGAUACGCCUAGCGGGACUAGUGGAAGCGCAGGUGCCAAUAUAAGUUCGGAACAGGAAGCGGACUCGGGUACGACCGGCGGUGCCAGUGGACUUAGCUCAUCUGCGAACGCGUGGGAGGAAGACGAAGGGGGUCCACCCGCGCUCGUUGUGUACGUGGUCGAGCCGCCUGCAGCGCAUGCGCACAGGCCCCGCGCGUUACACGCACUCUUAAGGCUGGUUGCGCAGGCGUAUCACCAUUUGCAUCAUCACAAUCCGCUUAUCAAGAUAAUAUCCUUGGAAGGCGUAUGCGAGACGUGGUGCGGUGCUGCCAGCGGACCCGGCCUCGGGUCUGAACUGCGCGCACUCGCGUUUAGCGUAUUCGCCAGCGCCCGUCGGAACCUCUCACAUUCUCCAAACGGCAAAUCACUCACCGGCUUCGGCACUGCUGCCGAUGCUAACCUUUUCCUAUCAAAUAAAGACGAAAAAAAUCGGGCACCAUACCGUCUCUUCUCGCCGGCUUGGGUGUUGGCCCCUCCGCGUGCUUUGAAGGAGGUGGCGGAGACCUGGGGUCAGGCGGGUGGCGAGCACGGUGCGGUGUUGUACGUCGCAUAUUGUCUCUCACAUGACCAGAGGUGGCUGCUUGCUGCUGCUACUGAUUCUCGAGGAGAACUGUUAGAUACCACCGCUAUCAACAUAUACGUUCCUGCCAGAUCGCGACGGAAACGUGGUGGUCCUGCGAGGCGGCUCGGUCUCACGAAGCUCAUGGACUUUACUUUGGGUGUCAUGUCUCAAGCUGCUCAGCCGUGGCGGCUGGUCGUCGGUCGCGUGGGCCGAAUCGGACAUGGCGAACUCAAAGGUUGGAGUUGGCUUUUAUCCCGACCGAACCUCAGCCGAGCGUCCACCACACUUCGAGAGAUGUGCGGCAGUUGUUCCCUGCUGUACCCCAGCGGUGCGCCGUGCAUUCUAUCGGCCUGUCUUGUCUCCACCGAGCCGGAUUCCUGCCUGCGUCUAAUGGCCGAUAGAUUCACACCUGACGAACGGUUCUCCAAAGCCUCGAUACAAUCUCACCUGCACACGCCCCGUGACGUCACCGCCACGCACAUACUCGUCUUCCCCACCUCCGCAACCACACAGUCAAAUCAAAUGCCGUAUGAGCAACCAACAGCCAACGGCGAAGAGAGCGACAUGCUUCUCAUUGGCUUGGAGAUGGUGGAUGAGGACAUCGGCGAAGACCAAAUGGCGGAUCUCCUCAUCACCGACAUGUUCCAGUGCUGGCAGGGGGGAAGCCCUCGUGCUUCUCCCCGUCGGGACGACGACAACAAUAGCAGGGACGGAAGCCCUCACCACAAUCACAUGACAGCGGCGACAGGCCACUACCAGAGGGAACACGAUCAACAGCCGGAACAAGUGGGCACAGUGCUCCAACAGCCCCUCGCUCUCGGAUACCUGGUGUCGACGGCGCCUCUCGGUGCGAUGCCGAGCUGGUGGUGGGCGGGGUGCGCGCAUCUGCGCGACGCGUGCCCCGCCUUCCUCAAGAACGCGCUGCACCUGCAGUGCAGUGUCCCACCUCAUGACGACUAUGCAUUUACGCAGCGCCGUGACCACAACGCGCACCCUCUGGACUCCACCACUACCACCGACGUGCUAAGAUAUGUACUAGAAGGCUACAACGCGUUGUCGUGGCUCGCGCUAGACGGUAUGACGCACGACCGUAUGUCAUGCCUCCCUCUGCACGUUCAAGUCCUCAUGCAGCUCUACCACACCGCAGCCGCCCUAGGCUGA
Messenger RNA from Leptosia nina, 5517 nucleotides. Lineage: Eukaryota; Metazoa; Arthropoda; Insecta; Lepidoptera; Pieridae. The record is from the annotation of a GenBank genome assembly.